AUGGCGACGCAAGGCUCUUACACACAAUAUGCAUCGAGUCAAUCCCAGCAUGCUACGCCAUUGAGUGCUCUACCAGCCCCGUCCCCUGCUCCCACACCCCCACCAUCGAACUCGCAACGGUCCGGAUACCCAGCCGUCUUUGCUCAGCAUGGCGUUCCCUCGGGCGCCCGCGAUCUGGGCCCACAAUCCUCAUCUUAUCGUCCCCCUUCGCCCGCUUCUCGCCCUAGUAAUGCUGCAUUUGGUACUCGUACAGAGCCAGUGACUACCACGCAGUCCUCCAACAGUCCGUUUGCUUUGGGCCCUCGCCAAAUGGUACAGCAGCACUCCUUCGCCUCAACUGCCUCCCCUACACCUGGAAACACUCCACAGCACAGCCAGAGCUACCAGCAGCACGUGCAGACACUUGUCAAUGGGGCUCAUCAACCUCAUCGAUCGACGCCGGUGUCAAUGGCUGGCGGCCCGUCACAGUAUGGCCACGCUCCGCUCACACCGCAAGUCUCGGGUCGGGCAAUGCCGUCUCUCGCUAGUCUUGGUCGAUCAUACACCCCCCAUCGGCUAUGCACCCCGGUGGUAUGGGGUACGGUCCACCGCCGCCACCGCCAGGUCCAGGGAGUAUUCAGUCGAUGCAUCAUAGAACAUCUGGCCCGGGAGAGCAUGUCUCCCACACGAGCGGCCAUCACCGCGUCUACAGUCAAGGGUCCUCACAAGGGGGGCUGCCAAGCUCAAUGCGCCCUGGGUCGCAGCCACCACGCUAGUCCUGACAUUCACGAUUGUAACCAUAUGGCCUGCCCUUUUGAGAUCGAUUUGAUGAUUCCGCUGUACAUACGUAGACGAAAACGGGCUUUUUCGGUAUGUUUGCUUAUCAUUUGUGCCUCUGAAAUCACAAGCCCUCUUGUGUUUGAUUCCCUUUGUAUUAUUAAAUGA
Penicillium diatomitis is the source of this 924-nucleotide messenger RNA. RefSeq lists its product as uncharacterized. The transcript has a single exon. The record is from RefSeq and is a predicted model, not a curated record. NCBI's taxonomy places the organism in Eukaryota, Fungi, Ascomycota, Eurotiomycetes, Eurotiales, Aspergillaceae. Bases 1 to 924 code for a protein of 307 amino acids.